UGUAAUUUCAUUUAAAAUGGGGAAAAAUGACUAAAGUGACCUUUGUAUUCCCAGCUGCUAUAUAAUUCAAUAUGACCAAAUAGCGACCAGACAUAUUAAUUACAGCAGCAGUUAACACCAUGAGUUUACAGGUCGCCAUUGACAAAUCACUUGAAAUAACCGAUGAAUUUUGGCAAGUGGAAUUUGGUGGAAACGUUGCCACUCGUGAAGAAACACAAGUUUUAAUUCGUCUUGUGAGAGAAACUAAAGCAAAACAUCUAAUUUUUUUCGACAACGUCUGCCAAAGACUAGACCUUCAUGACAGAAAGGUGUUUCGUAAAGUAGCGGCUUAUGUGUUCGACAAGAAUGUAGUAAAUUGGGGAAGAGUUGUGUCUCUGUUUUGUUUUGCUCGCACACUUGUGGAACAUGGCAGAAAAAAACGGAUUCCCCAUUUAGAAACAGACGUGAAAAACUGCUUGAAAAGGGAAUUACGAAUACGGAUGCAAAUACUGCACACAGAAUGCGGAAGCUGGGACGGAUUCCUAACAAAUUUUGGCGGAAAAUUUCCGUGGUGGUCCCGCUGGCUGUUUACAUUCUUUUAUGAGAUACAAAAACAUGUUUCGACAUUUUAUAGCCAAUGAAUUUACGUAUCGAAGCUUAGCAAAAUUCAGCAACCUUGUACCCAUGUUCUUAAUAAGUUUCGUGUUUACCAGUCAUCAGAAGACUAAUUAAAAAUAAUCAUGUGCCCGGAUAACAAGUUAAGGUUGAAAAAAUGCUUAUUCAAAAGAGAAUCUUGCUCGUGAAUAAAAAAAAAUCCUGGGCACAAGGUUGGUUUGUUGGUUUUAUCUGUUUUAAGUUGCAGAAAAUAUUUAUUUAGAUCUUAUUUAUUACGUUUUUUCUCGCCUAUAAUUUAUGUUUCUCAAAUUUACAAAAAUGUAUAAAUCCUUAAAAAGAAACCUUGUUAAUAUAAUACCCUGUAAAAUUUCGAAAAAAAUAAAGUGUGCAUAAAAAAACGGAGCAGAAGAUAUUUGCUUCCAAUAUUGUGCGCCACACUGUUCUAAAGAAUGUAAAUAUAAUAACGUCGAAAAGUUACUUUAGUACAACACAGACACGGAGUCUCGGUACGAAAGUGAUAAAUGUAAACAUAUAGAAUAUUCCUUCACAGCCGAUCAGAAAAUUGUUACGUUGUUGCAAUUCAGGAAAACGCUGAAAUCCCUGAAAUUUUUAUAUUUGUUCCCCCGAAACAUAUUAAAUCCAUAUUUUGCGUACUUGCACAUUAUAUCAAUUCAACGGCAGACGACAUUUGUUAGGUGCUGGUGGGGAAAUAUACAAAUAUAUCUUGAAAACUUGUAAAUAUUGUAAAAAAACUGUAAAAUAUGACAAAUGCAUAUAUGCAAGAAAAAUAAUUUCUCCUUUAUUUUUACCCAAUACAUUAUAUCGGGGAUAAAUUCGUAGGGAAAAUAGGAAAAAACUUGCUUCGAUAGCAAAUUAUUUUUAAUCGGUUAUUUAAUACUGCAAUCAGAAGUAUCGCGUUGUUAUUCUUCUCAAGGUUUUUAUUAGAACACAGAAAAUUACGAAAAUAGCCGCAAUUUUCGGGGAAAAUUAUUUGACAGGAAAUAAAUUAGGAAAAAGUCGUUCUUUGGGGAAUAUUUCCGUCACUUGACAUAUUUCGUCACUUUCCUGACGACGAAUUCUUGCCUAAUAACUUGAGUAAUUUCAAAUUUAUUAAAAAUCGCCUCUCAACUGUUACAAUGUUGAAACAUAAUUAAUCUAGGACAUGCGGUCGUGGUUAGUGCCGAUUGAUGGAGUGAACAUUGAUGGUUGGUAGAAAAGAUGUUUUUCAAUAAUAAGUGUACAUGUUAUACAAAAAUCGAACAAAUUGCGACCCUCCUAGCCAUUACUUCUUAUUUCAGAUCUUAAAAUGAAAAUGCAACUACUUUAAAAAAGACCCCAUCACUAACUCCCACCCCACCCUCUUACAAUAAUAAGGUUACCAAUAGUUUCUAUAUUUCUAAUACACAGAAUUUGGAUGGUUUUUUCAACUAUAUAACCUCAGUCGUAAUAUAUUAAGCGCGUAUCAGGUUUUGCACAAAGGGAUUAGGCGUAAUUUAGCGCAUCCGCGUAGCGAUAAUUUUGCACAAUUCUGCGUGUUAUAAUGUUUCUUUUGUUUUACAUUUUAGUGUACAUGAACGUAACUUUUUUUUUAAACUUCCGUUAUCGCACACAUUAAUUUUCGAAUCUUUCUUUCACGCGUAAUAAGUAUUAAAACUUUUGCAUACGCAUGCUAUUUGAUAGGAUGUGAAUGGGAGGAUAAAAUCGUGUUGAUGCAAAACAUACAAAACUCUUUGGCUGAUUGGUGCAACCACUUGAAAUCUAUUAUCUGUUUGCAGCAGUUUACAAAGUACGUAAACUACAAAAAAUCCAACGUUGUUUCCAGGGUCCCUUGCCUUUUUAAUUUUUGCACGGAAAGACAAAGGAUGUAAAAUAGGCAAGAGAGCCCGGAAAUAAGGUUGUAAAAAAUCCCGAAAACUAUACGACAUACCUAUGAAAUAUGUAUAAAAAGGACGCUAGGAACACGUUGUCAUACAAUAAGCCUUUAACUGUAACACAACUGACCAACUUCGCUUCCAUUUCACCACACCAAUGACGUCAAACAAUUGAUGCUAUCAAUGUUAUGCACACAUACAUUUAGAGUUUCUCAAAAUAAAUUGCUUUUAUAACGAUAAAGCUACAACCUCGAUCCCAUGUCGAAACAUAUAAGGAGCUGGACUAGAGCCGGAGUAGCCAAUAACAUCUCACGUAAAUAAAAAAGUAAAUAAUCAUCAUUUAAGAAUAGCAGCCCUAUAGCAUAUUUACUCCUAAAAAUAAAUCUAUUUAUACAUAUUUAUACAAUUAAGUUUGGUUUCUUAACACAAAUACUAAUUUUAAGUAAAAUAUAAACGAAAAAUGUUAUAAAUGUAGACGCAAAAAACAUUACCAGAAAUAUUCACCAUGUCGUUUUUUUUAUUAUUGAAGAUUGGUCAGUAAAUUGAAAUAGACAUUGCAAAAGACGUCUGAAUUUAUGACCUUUAAAAAAGAUAAUCAGUUUUCCUAAAAGAUGAUCUUGCAACAUGUCUAUCAGUUUACAAAAGUUGUGCCUAUCUGCAAAUAUGUUGUGCCAUCCGCGGAGGUUCUGCCUAUCUGGAAAUAUGUUGUACCCAACUCUAAAUGUGUUGUGCCAUCUUCAAAUACGUUGUGCCCAUUUGUUAACCAUACCAAAUUGAACUGUUGUUAUACCAUGUCAGUUUAUUGUUAACACAACUGAAACAAAACAUUAUGUCCCUUUAAAUUAAAAAAUAAAUAUACCUCACUGAAAAAUUUUUGGGAAAAAAACUUAUCUACAUUAUUGGAGAAAAUACACAAAACUGCAUGGUAGACCAUUUUAUACAUUCAGAGCGCUGUUUUAGCCUUAUCUGACUCCAAGGUAUUCAAGAUCCGGAAGACAUGGAAGCUAGCAUUCGCCUUUUUUUAUUCAUAAAAACCCAUCUUAACAUCUGUCACAGUAUCACCGAUUCAUUCCACUUUUACGUCAAUUCAGUAACUACCCAAGCCUUGUUGAACUUUUUAUAGACUUUCGCGUGGCUCACAAAGUGGUACAUGUCUUACUGUAGAUUUAAAAUUUUCUCAAAAUAAUUUAUAUAUAUAUAUAUAUACACAAAAAGAAUGGUAUUCGAAAUGUUCGUCAAAUUGACAUAUUUAUAAAUAAUUCUUUGUAAAAUUGAAAUGAAUGUGACGUACUUUCAUCCGACGUAAAAUAUACUGGUAUGGUUAUGACGAGUAAACAGUCAACAUCAUACAAACGGAUCACGUUAAAUGCUUUUUGAUACCGACCGCGACGGAAAUUUACGCAAUAACGUUCACCGAAGUUGUUUAAGAGAUUCUUUAAUUCGUCCAAGAAAUCAACGCCUUUUAUUUUCACGUGUUAUCCAGCACGUGUUUAAUUGCAUUUAAAGUCGUCGUAUCAAGUACGCACAGAUCAAAUUCGAACGUCGUCGAGCUGAUUUCAAAAGCACCGGUAUUUUCAACAAUAUCGACAAGUUGUUGCAACGCGUCUGUGUUUUCAAUGUUGUUGAUCUUUUUAUACAUUUCAGCAAGUUCUUGAGAAGACAUGUUUAACGCCUUCCCGUUUUGUACAGGCUUUGCAAUCUCAGUUGAUGUACGCGACCUAAAAUGUUUAAACAAAAAUUUCAGGCGUUAUUUGCCAAACAAUGAAUUUGAACGUUUCUAAUUUUUAUAUUUCAAAAAAUGUUCUCAACACGUUCUUGGGGAUUACAAAAUUAACAAAACAUAACCUCACUCUCUCUCCCUCACGAGGAGAAAAAUGUAAAAGCACUGCUCUCCCACGUGAAACAACAUUAAAAACUAAAACUAAAUUUUUACUUUUUCAGUGCGUCCUUUUUACUUGUGUUCAACUUCCCAUUGGUUAUAAUUUGGUUAUGUACUUUAGAUUUUCUAGGUUUGGUAGUCGUGGUAGCAGUGGUGGUGGUACCACUGUUAGAUGAUGAAUUGGAUGAAGUGGAAUAGUUAAAUUGCUCUGGUGUUUGUUUGUUUUGCUUGACUUCUUCGUUCGGCACAACAAUAUGCAUCUCGUCGUCAGACGUACUCCCUUCUUCGGCAAACUCGGCCAACAAAGCGUCCACCCUCAUGUUCUGUUUUCCUGUGGUGGUGACCACAUUAUUCAAAACAGCACCCGUUCCAGCCGAAGGAGGCAAAGCAGCGGUGUUUUGUGUGGGUGAACCAUUGGUUUCAACAUUACUCGUUGUAGACCACGCGUCAUCAGCGGUGCGUUUGAAUAUGAACUUCUGUAUUUUAGGCAUACCUUCUUUAUCAGGCGAGACCUUCUUCUCGCUCUUCUUCUCCUUCUCCUUUUCCUUCUCUUUCUUUGUCUUCAUUUCUUUACCUUUCAGUGUACCCUCUUUGUUUAUAUAUUUAGGACUACCACUAACUCCAUUAACCGGCUCGGUUGAUUUCCGGCGUUCUUUUAUCUUCUUAACACUGCUUUUGGGCAUUUUUAUGCUAUCCACAGCUUCAGUAGCAGGAUUCAGGAUAGGAAUCUCUUUUAACGAAGGAUUUGAAAUAUCGUGUUUCUCGAUCUUCUUUUUCUUCGCCUUAGGAAAGGUCUCAUCGCUGACACUAUUAGAGCGCUUCGCACUUUGAGCGAAAUCUUUAGGCUUGGGUUUCGACGAUGAAUGCAGUUGUUGUUUCUUAGCAGUGCUCGGUGACGAACCAUGUGAGGAAGCAGGCGAUGUAGUGCGGUUUGGAUCAGCCUUCACACCGUUGCUGGACGGACUGCAAGAAUUCACAGUAAAAAAAAGUAUAUAUAUAAGUAUUUUUAUAUUCUUUAUCACAGGUAUUUAAGCCCACCAACACGAAAAAUCCACGACAUAAACAAAUGUCAAAAUUAUUCAAAUAAAUUCAUGGGAAGUGGAGUACAUAAAAAAACUACAUGCGCAACUACUUGGAAAUGUUAUAUAUUUUAGUAUUUCCAAGGCUUUUCCUGGAACAUACUGUCGCUAACAAUACAUUCAAGAAUACAUUUUAAGGAAAAACUUCAGUGUUAAAAGAAAAAUAUUCCCACCUUGUUCCAGAGGAGGAGAGCACGACCGCUCCUCCCUUUAACAGUUUUUUCUCGAAAUCUUCUGAAGGGUUUAAAAAAGUCAACGCCUCAACUUUGGUGAUGUUCAAGGGCGGCAUACCGACAAUUUGUAACGUCAAGUCGUAGUCAAAACGAACUUUUCGAGGGUCCUCCUUAUUGCGGAAAUAUAUUUCUACUUUCAAAGUAAAACUGCCAUAACCUGACUCGGAUACUCUGUAGGGUGGCUCCUUGAUAACUAAGUAAAAAGUAAAAAGUUAUGAGAAGGUCCAGAAAUGUAAAAUGACCUUUAAUUGCCCUUGUUUAUCAGUGGCAUUAAAUGUUGCUAAUUUUGUGCUAAAUUUUUUAGAAAAGUUUUGUGAAGGUAAUUAAAAAUUAAAUCUUAUAAAUUCAAAAGAAGAAUUUUUUGAAUUUCCGCGCCUGAAGGCGUAGGAAAUUCUUUAAAACCGUCGUUUUUUUUUUUCGGAGCAUUUUUUGAGAAAAAAUCGACCCUGGGAUUUCACGUUCCUCUGAGAGGAGGAUAGUAUUGGUAUAACUGACGAACUAACUAACCCUGUCCCAAAUGGUCAACUGCAACGUCACAGAUUUAAACUUCGUACCCAAGCUUCCUAAGUACUGGGAAUUCAUCUAAAUGACGUUUCAGGCCAAAAUUGGUAUUUGUUUUCGACAAAAUUUGGCACAGUUAACAAAAAAAAGUAUGCUGAACGAAAUGGUGACAUCAUAAUUUUAAUUUUUGUCACCUAAAUGUCAUUUUAGGCCAAAAUUGGUCCAAAAAUUAAAACUACUUUAUCUUCAACAAAAUUUGGCACAGUUAACAAAUAAAGUAUGCUGAACGAAAUGGUGACAUCAUAAUUUUGAUUUCUUGUUACUUAAAUGUUAUUUUAGGCCAAAAUUGGUCCAAAAAUUAAAACUACUUUAUUUUCAACAAAAUUUGGCACAAUAAACAAAUAAAGUAUGCUGAACAUGAUGGUGAUAUUAAAAUUUUGAUUUUUUGCCACGUUAAAUGUCAUUUUAGGCCAAAAUUGGUACAAAAAAUAAAACUACUUUAGGGAUCGUCCACAAAUUUCGUCCCAUUAACGAGACGCUAUAAGACGAAAAAGUUAAAAAAAAUUCGUCUCGUUUUGUUCUUAAUUGAAAUUGAGACGAUUUAAAAAUCGUCUCAUAAAUAUCAGGAGACGAUAUUUUGUCAAUUCGUCUCAGAAUAAAAAAAGUGGAACAAAAUAUUUUAAGACGAAUUGAGACGAAUUGAGACGCUGCGGUAAAAUCACGGAGACGAAUUGAGACGAAUUAAGACGCUGCGGUAAAAUCACGGAGACGAAUUGAGACGAAUUAAGACGCUGCGGUAAAAUCACGGAGACGAAUUGAGACGAACUAAGACGACAGGGUUUCUUAAACACGAAAA
Messenger RNA from Hydractinia symbiolongicarpus, 7013 nucleotides. RefSeq lists its product as uncharacterized. NCBI's taxonomy places the organism in Eukaryota, Metazoa, Cnidaria, Hydrozoa, Anthoathecata, Hydractiniidae. The record is from RefSeq and is a predicted model, not a curated record. The transcript is spliced from 2 exons. Gene Ontology annotation, biological process: regulation of apoptotic process; extrinsic apoptotic signaling pathway in absence of ligand; intrinsic apoptotic signaling pathway in response to DNA damage. Gene Ontology annotation, cellular component: mitochondrial outer membrane. Bases 120 to 620 code for a protein of 166 amino acids. Gene Ontology annotation, molecular function: protein heterodimerization activity; protein homodimerization activity.